GACGUCAUCAAACCGCGCCAAAACAAUCAACUCGGUAAACGUCCGCAGGAGCAGCAGCAGCGUUUUGUGGAGCCAAUCAGGCGGCUGUGGUUAUGAGCAGUCCCAUGGCGGGCUCUGCAGCCUCCAGUUCAAAAGACCGUCCAGCCUCCAGGACCAGUUUCAUCCCAGAGCUGCAGAGCAUGAUGUUUGCUCUGGGAGACGCUCGCAGGCCGCUGCACGAGACGGCAGCUCUGGUGGAGGACAUCGUGCACACACAGCUCAUAACUAUGCUGCAUCAGGCCUGCGAGGGCGCAGCUCUCCGUGGGUCGAGGGUCAUUUCAGCUGAGGACAUCCUGUUCCUGAUGAGGAGGGACAAGAGGAAGGUGGCGAGGUUGUUAAAAUAUCUCCAGUUUAGAGAUUAUAAAUCCAAACUACUCAAAACUCUGGAGGACGAAGAACCGCAGCAGGAGAUCGACAGGUCAGGUGCUGCCGGUGGCGUCGGCAGCAGUAACCAGCGGAGGCAGCGAUUAGCUCAGGAUUUCCUGGUGUGGAUGGAUCAGACUGGCGAGCUUUUGUCAUUGGCUGAGCGGCAGGAAGUGGACCCUGUCAAACAGGAGCGGUUGGAGCGUUUAGAGCGUCAGACUCGAACCAUGGACCAGGCUCAGUACUCUGAGUUCUGUGAGAGUCGACAGCUCAGCUUUGCUAAGAAAGCAUCAAAGUUUCGGGACUGGCUCGACUGCAGCAGUUUGGAGCUGAAACCAAACAGCAUCUCCAUGGAGAUCCUGUCGUACCUGGCCUAUGAGACCGUUGCCCAGAUCGUGGAUUUGUCUCUGUUGGUAAAACAGGAAAUGACUGCAAAAUCAAAUCCCAUCAGUCAUGUGAUCUCUGCCAGCUAUAUCCACUACAACACACCCACUGAGGUAAAGAAGGAUCCAGACUCACCUGAAGCCACUCCCCCUUCCACUCCAGGCUCCUCACACUCCUCAAAACCCCUCCUGCAGGGUAACGGCAGUCUGGAUGGCCGGGCAAGACAGAGGAAACGCAAAAAGGAGGGAGAGUCUCCUCCUGUUAGAGAAACUUUCUCACUGCUGAACAGAUAG
Messenger RNA from Epinephelus moara (kelp grouper), 1079 nucleotides. It is a transcript of the gene supt3h, whose product is annotated as SPT3 homolog, SAGA and STAGA complex component. Gene Ontology annotation, molecular function: protein heterodimerization activity; transcription coactivator activity. Bases 93 to 1079 code for a protein of 328 amino acids. The record is from RefSeq and is a predicted model, not a curated record. The transcript is spliced from 11 exons. Gene Ontology annotation, biological process: transcription by RNA polymerase II. Lineage: Eukaryota; Metazoa; Chordata; Actinopteri; Perciformes; Serranidae.